AUGACCACGACAGCCACCAGUGCUCCAGGAUCGCCUCCUGACUUGGCAGGAGAUCGGUCCUCCAAAGCCUCGUCUUAUUCUUCCACCUUUUCGAGUCCAGAUGGCUUGGAUUCAGAUACUACAAACUUUGAGGAGAUUGGUCUUGAGGACGACAAACACGCGGCCACAAUAAGCUACCAUGCCCGCGACAUCUCGGUGCAGUCCUUCGGGUCACAACACGAGUUGAUGCGAUCCAGAGAAUCGGGCUUGAGGGAGAAAAAACCAACCCUUCCACAAUUACAAACACACGGAAGAGCAUUGGGCUAUCGGCACGAUUCGGCACCACCUAAAACAGUUGGUUCAAGAAUGAUGAUGCUGAAACGCGGGUUCACAAGCCAAGAGACAUUCUAUCCUCUCGGUAAUAUAAGACCGAGGUCAUCAUCUCCACCAAACCGACGAAUCCUGGCAUCUGCCUCAACGACAUCCCUCAGUGCGGGCGGUCUACGACCGAUCUCUCAAUCUCCGGCGUCCUCCCUUGGGGUACCAGCACGUCGUGCGUCCUGGCAACCGCACCGGAAGACCGUCAAGGAACUAGAGGCUGAAUACGAUGACUCGGACGAUGAACUGCCUGAGGAUGCUAGUCUCUGGAACGUGCCAGUAUCUCCUUUUCCAUCGGGAACCCGGUCACAUCGGUCAAGUCUUCGCGGAAGCCCGGAAAGAGAUGGGAUUGCUCACAGUCCUCGACCAAUCCCGCUCGCGCACGCCAAAACAGCUCCCGAGACGCCUCCUCGGCCGACCCUGCAUUCCCAAACGUUACCAAAGCACAGAGGAUCCUCAUCAAGAGCGGUAACUCUCAACCCGUCCGUAUCGAAGCCGUUGUCGCCGCGCAGUGCAAACCGAGUGUCUCCUGGGAGGACUAAGUCGUGGAAUUUCGUCAUGGCCGAUUUGAGUGAAGAAGCCAGGAUUAUCUCGGAAGCUUUGGAGUAUCACGCCGAGUCCAUGGGCCAGGAGGCGCGUGAAAACCUUCAAGGAGGUUCUUGGCCAGAGAGCAUGGAGACACGGAUUGAUCGUGCUCCAAGAAGAUCGCCUAUACAAUUGCCUCCGAUUCAGAAGAGCACACUGGAUUUCAUGCCCAUCUCCAAAGAAAAGGAAGCGGUUCUGUCUCGCACACGACCAUCAUGGUUGCCACCAAAAGAUCCCAAAGAAGAACGUCGACACCUGGAAGAAUAUAAACGUAUGAUGGCAGCCUCCAUGGGCACGGAAAAGAAACGUCGCACAAAGCUGCAGGCCCUGCAGUGUGGAAAGGACGACGCUCGGGACUCUCUGAAUCGAAUUUGGCACUAUUUUGUGGCUGAAACGACCGAUCUUGCCACGAUCGACAAACGUGUCAACAGUCUCUGUUGGCGUGGGAUUAGUCCCAACAUCCGCGGGAAGGUCUGGCAAAGAGCCUUAGGGAAUCCGCUGGGUCUUACCAGUCAAAGCUAUGAGAAAGCCCUCCACCGAGCCAAAGAGAUCAAGAAGCGGCCCACUGAAGAGCUUGAUCAGAACGACAAAUCCAUGGAGGGGUGGUUCGUGGACAUUGAAAGGGACGCUGAGACAGCCUUUCCCGCACUUCACCUAUUUCAACGGAAUGGGCCCCUUUGGCAAGAUCUGAUCGACCUAUGUGAGGCAUAUGCGUGUUACCGGAGCGACGUGGGAUAUGUAUAUGGAAUACAACUUAUCGCCGCGCUGCUUUUGUUGCAGCUGCCAACACCUGCGGAUGCUUUUGUUUUGCUAGCCAAUUGCUUAAAUCGGCCGGUGCCGCUGGCAUUCCAGAGCAACGAUCUCUCUGUGACUGGGCGAACAUAUAACCACGCUGUUUCGACUUUGGGAAUCAAGUUCCCGCGGCUUCACGAAUAUCUCUUUGGCUCCAUGGAACAGGGCGGGCUCGGGUUUACCGCGGAAGAGGUUUUCGAACCAAUGUUUCGAACCAUCUUCUCAAACGGUCUGGAUGUUGACCGAUUGUGCCGUCUUUGGGACGUUUGGGUUUUCGAGGGCGAUCAAACCCUGGUCCGAGCCGCGGUGGCAAUCCUCGGCAGUCUGCAGUCUCAAUUGUUCGGCGUACGUGGCGAUGUCGACUUGAAGCGGCGCAACAUCCAAGAAAUGCUUGGAUGGGGACCAUUCAAUCGACAACCUCACUCUGGCCACUGGAAUUUUUCAGCCUUGGGGAGCGAAGAUGAGUUCAUGGAAGUAGUCCGGGUUGCAGGCACACUGGACUACACGGGCAACUGA
Capronia epimyces CBS 606.96 is the source of this 2250-nucleotide messenger RNA. RefSeq lists its product as uncharacterized. The record is from RefSeq and is a predicted model, not a curated record. The transcript has a single exon. Lineage: Eukaryota; Fungi; Ascomycota; Eurotiomycetes; Chaetothyriales; Herpotrichiellaceae. The coding region runs from base 1 to 2250 and encodes 749 amino acids. Gene Ontology annotation, molecular function: GTPase activator activity. Gene Ontology annotation, biological process: activation of GTPase activity.